This is a messenger RNA of Habropoda laboriosa, 1137 nucleotides long. Its product is annotated as regulation of nuclear pre-mRNA domain-containing protein 1B. The record is from RefSeq and is a predicted model, not a curated record. Gene Ontology annotation, cellular component: RNA polymerase II, holoenzyme. Gene Ontology annotation, molecular function: RNA polymerase II complex binding. The transcript has 5 exons. Gene Ontology annotation, biological process: mRNA 3'-end processing. Bases 77 to 1093 code for a protein of 338 amino acids. NCBI's taxonomy places the organism in Eukaryota, Metazoa, Arthropoda, Insecta, Hymenoptera, Apidae.
ACUUGUGCGGCUCGUGAGUUGAAAUACGAACGGUUUUGUACGUCUGUUGCUGACGAAACAACGUUAUAUUUUAAAAAUGACAGGGUUUACAGAAAGUGCACUUGUGAAACGAUUAAUGGACUUAAAUACUUCUCAACAAAGUAUACAAACACUUUCUCUUUGGUUAAUUCACCACAGAAAACAUCAUCCGACCAUCGUGAAAGUCUGGUUUAAAGAGAUGUGUAAAGUGAAGGAUAAUCGUAAACUAAUGUUUAUGUAUCUGGCAAAUGAUGUUAUUCAAAACAGUAAAAAGAAAGGACCAGAAUUUGGAAAAGAAUUUGAAACAGUUUUACCAAAAGCUUUUGAACACAUGAAAGGAUUUGAUGAAAAAACAAGAGAAAGGUUAAAUAGGCUGCUUCAAAUUUGGGAAGAGAGAGGAGUUUAUGAUAAAACACAAAUUGCAGAGUUUAAGAUUGCUUUCACAGAUACAUCAAAAGAUCCAGGAACACCACCUCCAAAGAAAAAACUCAAGAAUGACAUAGAAAAAGUAAAGAAAGACAAAAAGGAGAGAAAGAAAUCAGAGACUGAAGUUGAAGUGGAUGGAACCAAAGAACUACAUGUAACAUUAAGUCCUCGUACUCCUGCUGGAGAUCCACCAGAAACAGAGGAGCUCAUCAAAGCUUUAAUGGAUUUGGAAAACACAGCAUCAUCAGAUGCAGGAGUUAGAGAACGUAUUGCAUCUUUGCCACCAGAAGUUUCAGAAGUUUCGCUUCUUGCAAAUUUAGCUGAUAGAGCAGCAGCAGAUCAAUUAAGUGUUGCAGUAAAUGAAGCUGCUGCUUUAUUAGCGGAUUAUAAUGGAAGAUUACAAGCAGAAAUGGAAGACAGGAGAAGAUUAUUAACUAUGCUUAGAGAUUACACUUUAGCACAAAGACAGUUACUUCAACAGGCACAAGCAACAUUAGAAGAUUAUAAAGAAAAACUUAAAAAAGUAUGCGCAGUCCGAUCAGAAGUAAAGUCACAUAUUUCCAAUCUGCCUGAUUUGACGCAAUUACCUGAUGUUACAGGCGGUUUAGCACCACUUCCUUCAGCUGGUGAUUUAUUUUCUAUGCACUAGCACGUAAGUUCAGAGAGCACGAUCAUUGAAUUAUUUUUGAGUUC